AACUUUUCGUGAAAUUUUUAAAGUGAAAUUUAGAGUUGUUUUUUAAUUGAAAUUAUAGAUCUAUUUGGUCUCUACCGGUAUUUGAUGUGACGUUAUAUUUUAUAUUAGUUAUAUUAGUUAUAUUUUAGUGUCAUCGCACGACCGAAAUAAUCGGUAAACUCUACAGAGCGUCUAUAUCAAUCACCAUGACCAUAUUACCCAAGAAAAAGACGACACAGUCGAAAAAUGAAGGUGAAAACACAGAUCCCAAUCAUUCUUAUCAUGGCGACCGUCAUGGACAUCAACCUCAUCCACCAGAAAGUCGCGAGAGGUUCAAUUUCUCGCCUCAAACAUGGCCACCGGCCACACCGAGAGGCGAAAAGCGACCUUCACACGCAACAUCAACAAAUUUUUACGAAUACGAGACGACAGACAGCGGACCCAGUCACUCAAAACGUCGUCAUAGAGCUUCUCCUCACAGAAGUAUUCGAAAAAAUCAUCCCCAUGUCCAUUCUAAUCAUGUUGUGCAUAGAACGAAUAAUCAGACCAAUUUUACAAAUCCCAGCACUUCGCAGAGUGGACAUAGUCCCUCUCAAGAUAGGCCAAAUAGUGCAAUGCAAGUCAAAACAACUGAAGAUGAUGGUGUCAAUGGAGGCCCUUCUGGGUAUAAUAGUGGUGACGAAUAUGAUCGUCCAAUUGAAAUGUGGACAGAAGAAGAAUUGGAUGAGAAGGAGAAAUUAUUUGAAAAGAAGUUAAGAAAGAAGGGUUUUUCAAUCAAGAAAAUGGGAGAAGAUGGCGCUUGUCUCUUCAGAGCAGUUGCUGACCAAGUUUAUGGAGAUCAAGAAAUGCACACUGCUGUGAGAAAACUAUGCAUGGAUUAUAUGGCAAAAAAUUCUGAUUUCUUUUCUCAAUAUGUAACUGAAGAUUUUGAGAAAUAUAUAGAAAGGAAAAGAUGUGAUCACAUUCAUGGAAAUCAUAUUGAAAUGCAAGCAUUAUCAGAGAUGUUUAAUAGACCUAUUGAAGUUUACCAUUACAGUAUAGAACCAAUAAAUAUUUUCCAUGGGGAAUUUACUGACAAUGCACCAAUACGUCUUAGCUAUCACAGAAAUAUACAUUAUAAUUCUAUUGUUGAUCCUUAUAAAGCCACAGUUGGUGUUGGACUUGGCCUACCUUCAUUGAAGCCAGGGGUAAACAAAAAUAAUUUUUUAGCAGAAAAAAAUUUGAUGAAGGAAGCAAUAAGAACUUCAGAAGAAUUUGAAUUAGAACAAGCAAUGUUGGAAGACAAACUUCGUGCUACAGAUUGGGAGGCCACUAAUGAAGCUAUCGAGGAACAAGUUGCUCGAGAAUCGUAUCUUGAAUGGUUGAGAGAAAAUGAAAUGAGAGCAAGGAAUAAGACUCGAUCAGCUACGGCUACAAGUAGUUCGAGUUUAGGAUCGCCUGAAAUGAAUAAUGGUGAAAUGUCACCACUGCAAUCUACUGGACGAAUAUCUCCUAGAACUCGAAGUAACUUUUCUGCAUCUAAUAGUCGUAAAGUUUCUGAAAGUCAUGUAGAAGAAAAAAUCUUAAAAUCUCCAGAGAAAGUAUCCAGUCCUAAAGCAAGCAAUUCAGGAUUGAAUAAUGAAGCUUUCAAUUUAAAUAAUCGUGAUGAAAAUGCAAUGGCCACUACCACAGCUUCUGCUUCGGCAGAUCAAUCUAUUUUAAUGGAAGAUGAAUUUUCACUUAUUGAAACUGCUAGCUUUAUGAACAGAUUACCACCUUGCAUUUUUGCUGUUACAGAUAACAGAAUGGUCAAAAACUAUCCCCAAGAUUUUUACAUUUUUGGACUUGGACACCUUGAAAUGUCUAAAACUGCAAAAAAAUUCAGGGGUAAUUUCUGUAUGUAUAGAUGUUUGUGUGGGGGACACAAUUUCAUUCACCCUCUUUGAAGCUUAAUAACUCUU
Messenger RNA from Centruroides sculpturatus (bark scorpion), 1919 nucleotides. RefSeq names its product OTU domain-containing protein 5-B-like. NCBI's taxonomy places the organism in Eukaryota, Metazoa, Arthropoda, Arachnida, Scorpiones, Buthidae. The transcript has 3 exons. The record is from RefSeq and is a predicted model, not a curated record. The coding region runs from base 186 to 1904 and encodes 572 amino acids. Gene Ontology annotation, molecular function: cysteine-type deubiquitinase activity; K63-linked deubiquitinase activity. Gene Ontology annotation, biological process: protein deubiquitination.